AUGCGUUGUGUAAAGGGUGAUGAUCGGAAUCCAAGUGCAAAAGGGAAUUCGGAAUUCUGAGAUCCGUCAGGAACGGAGAUCAGAGAUGCGGAAUCGACGCCGAGGAAGUAAGAUUAGAAGUAUGGUUCAUCAUAGUCGACUGCAAUCUAGCUCAAGUCACCGAGAACAUGCUGUUAUACAUGUUGAUUGCAUUGAUUCCCCCUUCGGUUCAUGGAUAUCCUCACUAUCUGGAGUCUCAAUACCAAGCAUGUUCGCCGUGGAUCUACAUUCCGAAAUUUAAUAAAUGCUACAAAAAGUUCUGCGCCGACCGUUAUUACAAUGAUCAUAAACACCUAUGUAAGAGAUUGGGCGCACUACAGGUGAACAUCUGCAGCCUCGAGGAAAACCACAUUGUGGCAAGUAAGUUUCCUCGCUCUGUCCUCAAUGUUUCAGCUCUUCUAUUACUCCAUAUCAAUCUGAGUACCUCAGAUUUCUCAGAAAAGGCCAUAGGUUCUCUCUUUCCAUGA
Haemonchus placei is the source of this 506-nucleotide messenger RNA. The record is from the annotation of a GenBank genome assembly. Lineage: Eukaryota; Metazoa; Nematoda; Chromadorea; Rhabditida; Trichostrongylidae.